Hydractinia symbiolongicarpus is the source of this 1050-nucleotide messenger RNA. RefSeq lists its product as uncharacterized. The transcript has 6 exons. Lineage: Eukaryota; Metazoa; Cnidaria; Hydrozoa; Anthoathecata; Hydractiniidae. The coding region runs from base 314 to 595 and encodes 93 amino acids. The record is from RefSeq and is a predicted model, not a curated record.
AUUUAUUAUCAUAUAGAACAAAGAGUAAGACAAUAUCACUGACCCCGUAAAUAUAGCUGAAGGUGUUGGGUUAUACAAGAAAGAUUGCAUAUGAGUAUUGGAUGAAAGUAUUAUUGAGCAAGGAAGAAUAUUAGAAAGCAAGAGAAGCUGUUGGAUUUCAUUAAAAAGUCUUAUAGAAAACAAAAGUGUCAUACUGCUUAUUGCAAUCGUUUGAUCUUAUAUAGGUGGCCAUCACCUACAUUAGUAUUUAUACUAUCUGAUGGUCUCCCCAAUAAAGAAAUUAACGUGAAAACUAGGAUAACAAGUAGAUGACAUGCCAUUAAGAACAUUGGCCAGAUUCUUGGCAAAUGAGGAAUUAGUGGGCAGGUUGGCAAACAGUUACGUGAUUCGUCGUCUUGCUGAACUUACACAUCAAACUUACAUCAAAGCUACACAUGCUGGUCAAAAAUCCUUGGACAAAUUUACUACAACAAAAGAGGCUCAACAACAAAUGCAUAAUCGAGGUCAGCACUCCUCAUCAAUGAUGGCCACCCGAGUAUUGAGGCGAUUUUUAGACAAUUUGAGGAAAGAAAUCGAGAAAAAGAAUCGAAGAUGAUAGGAGCGUGCACAUUUUAAAGGGAGAUUUGUAUAUCGCCACAGAAGGAGAGGGUAUAAUGACAUCAUAGGAGAAGAGUUUAUCUUCAAGAAGACUUUGUUAUCGAUCAUAAAAUUAUUGUAUUUGGAUAGUUUUUUUCACUAAAUGGCUUCAAUCGAGCUUCUUAUUUCCUUGUAUUUUUUUAGUGGAAAAUAAAAUCAUCGCUUUUCUUGAAAAGUGAACAAGAAGCAACUUGAAUCAUCACGCUUUUGUUUGCGAUUUUUGUAAAAGCAAAAUUGUGAGAGAAUAAAAUUGCUGUAUAUUUCGAUUGAGUUUAUACCGUACCUAUAUUUUCCGAUAUUUCUGUUGCAUGACAGUGUGAAUAGGAUCCUACAGCAAUUUUAGAAUUAAAUUGUUAGAAUUUAAAUCAAAAGUUAAAAAUUGUUAUUUUACAGAACAGAUUUGUGCAAAGCCUA